AUGCAACUUCCAGUAGAUAAUCCACAGUCAACGCUGUUGACUCUACAUGAUGCCAUCACUGAUUCUCCAGUUUACCGGUCCACAACCCUUCAUUUCGACGACCAAUUGGAUUUGCUGGAAAAAUGGUUAGAGUCGUUGUCAAAGUAUAUGAAACUCUAUGUGGGUCAACUGAAUAAAUUCAACUUGGAAACCAACACAUUAUGUAAAAAAGUUAUUCCGGUCGGUAUUGAUGACUCCAUGAUAGACCCUAACUUUACUGGCGCUGUAAUCAAGAGCUUUUCAGAUGCUUUGCAAACGGGUUUAGCUUUCAAAACAAAAUUGGUGUCUGACCUCGAGGACAGCUUUAUUCAGCCCCUUCAGCUCUUUGUCAAGACACACUUGAAAGAUUUUAAAGACUUUAGAAAGCAGCACGAAAAGACAUUGGAACGAUACGAUGCACAACUGUACAAAUACACAGCACAGAGCAAAACCAAAGAAGCCUCGGCAGUAAGAGAGGAAGCAUUCAGGUUGUACGAAGCAAGAAAAUCUUAUGUGCGUAUGUCUGGGCAGCAUGUUGUACGUAUUUUGCAUUUCCGAUCUCUGUUGGAGCAUUUCCUUGUGGAGCGAUUUGCGUUGGCGUCCUCGUUUCAUCUCAAAGACUUUGAAGGAGGUUCUGAUUCUUGGUCAAAGUUGCAAUCCAAGUUGAUUUCCUGGAAGCAGUGGCUGCUGGAUGACAAAGAUACGUGCAACUACCAACUGGAUCAGCUGCAGUCGUCUCGCAUUACGCUGGAAACAAAGUUCUUGAACGUCGUGCGUCCUGCCCGAGACUUGGAAAAGUACAACAUCAAUGCAAACCAGCAAGCCAACAGCAGACACUCGCUGGAUUACUCGUCCGUCAUCAACAGCGCCAAUCAGCCGAGCCAUAAAUGGGGCUAUUUAUUCGCAAGAGGCGCACGAAAUUAUUGGAAUCGAAAGUGGUUCUUUUUGUAUGAUGGAUGCUUUGGCUCGUGCAAUGUGAAUGCCUCCAACAGACUGAAGGGAACAAUCACCAUGGGGGAGCGUGUUUCGGUCUUGCUGUGUGACAUCAAGCCUUUGAAUGAUGUGGAUCGACGAUACUGCUUUGAGGUCAUGUGUGCUCACCAGCCGCCCUUCAUUCUGCAGGCUGAGACGGAAGAGGACAUGCGUGAGUGGAUGGGCGCAUUUGAAAAAUCAAAGCGACUCAUGCUGCAAACUGAACAACUGGAUUAUAAAAGCGGAACUUCUACUACAACUACUGCCAUCAAUGCUUCGUCGGCCACGGAUACAGAUGCAACACUAUUGAACAACUCACCUCCCAAGGCCAAUUCAGCUGCCUUGACUGCCAAAGCAAAGCCUACCACCAUGCUAAACGAAUUGCCUGCCGUCUCGACCCAUAGUUCCUUGAUCGACACUGGAUUGGAAGGUUCAUCAGAACAGCAACAGGCAUUUCAAAAGCCUUCCAUUGUCAUGCUGUCUACUACUCCGGAGAACGACCAACAAUCAUUAAGUCAGUCUACCUCUCUCACUCCUUUGUUGGUAUGGGAAGCCUCGCGUGCCUCACUGAACACCUCACCGACUUUGCCCACAUCAACUCCUUCAUCUCCUGCCACACAAUCUUUUUCUGCAGCCGCUUUAUCCUUGGAUGCAGCGUUGACUGAGUCAGAUGAGGCGAAUCAGAAUACGAAUGGAACGAACGGCAACAGUGCAGUGAACACCGGUGCAACUGGUACAAGCUCGUCAUGGGGUAUUCCAUGGGCUUUGGUGCCUAGCAUGUUCCAAGGUGGCAGCACAGAUGAUAUUACCAGCGAAUUACCGCCUACUCCUGGUUCGCCUAAUGUACCAGCAGUAACAGAUGCAGAGGGACAUCAGAUCAUUUGGCCCACACGAGUAGAUGAUUCCAACGUCCCCAAGGUGGAGUUAUCAGGCUAUCCGUCUGAUUUAGAUGCUCGCAACAGAGAACUGAGACAUUUGUUUGGUGGUGUUGGUCCGUCUGAAGUUGUGUUGACCACCUUCAUUGGUUUAUUGAAAAAGAAGCCUUUGCAUGACACCAACGAGUCCAAGGAUGUGGAAACACCCGCCUCACCAACAGUUGCCAACAAUCCCGUCGAUUCAUUGGAACAAGAAUUCAACAGUCAGCUUCCUAGCACCAUCAAAGAGCCCUCGUCUUCGUAUGGUUAUUCUUACACUGGCCGUGGUUUCAUCACCCAAGAAACAUUUUGGUUCUACAGCUGUGUGCUUAUGAACUGCGUGAAUACAGUGGCUAUUCGAUUAUGUGAUAUCAAGACGAUUCGUUUGAUUCGUGAUCCUUCUGUUGCUAAUAUUGGCACCAGCUCAAAUCUAGCACUAGCAAUUGAUUUAGUCAGUAGUUCAGGCACAAACGAUGCUCAAAGCCCCUUGAUAUUCACGACAUUGAUGGAUGAUAUUGAAGUGGUUGCAGAAAAGCUCAAGUUUGCAGUGUCAAAUUCUAAAAGCGCAGAGCCUGAACCUCUUCAAACAAUCUACGAUGUCAUCCAUAGUCUGUCAGCAGUAGUCAACAAGAGCAAAGGCACAAAUCAAGUCAGAACCAUCAUCAAAUCAGCCACUGAUCCAAUUCGUUCUACAUCUGACAUCACUAGCAACAACUCGUCUACUGUAUCGCUCAACUCCCUCUCCUCUGCUAGCAGCACACUCCUGGAUCCCAAUGUCUCACCUCUACCCAGUCGAUCCAGUGACCCUAAAAAGAAGACACCAAAGACACCUCGCAAGUACUCUGCUCCCGUCCAGCCUAAAUCUGGAGCAUUAGCAGCAGCCAUGAUGGCCGCCACUGUCGCUGGUGGAAGUGGUUUCCUGGAUGCCAGAAAGGGAAUUCAAGAAGAAUCACGCGGUCUACUUAGAAACAAGCGAUCCAAAGCUACCCUACAAUCAGAAGAGAGCGACAUUCCUCCUGUGCCCGUACCAAGCUCUAGCUUGGCUUCCUCUGCUUCAUCCAUGGUGAACGUUCCCUCCAAGCUAGCAGACAGCACCACUCUGAAGGACGUUACUGCAACAGAGGUACCUGAGGCUCCCAAAGUCAACGAUCCUCAUGCUGUGCCAAAUGAUUUCAGCCACCCAUCUGGACCUGUGAGCUGUGGAUGUGAUAACCACCUGGAUAAACUGGAAGCAGAAAUUGAAGUACCCAUAUCAGCAAAGCAUUUGUUUUACAUCAUGUUCGCAGAGGAGAACCCUCAUGCUAUUGAUAUCUGGGAGAAGAAGACGGUGGAGAACAAGAGCAAAGAUCUUACCAUGACACCAUGGCAAACUGUCGACGAUAAAAAGGAGCGUACACUCAAGUACAUUAUACCUGUCAAUAAUGCCAUGGUCAAGUUAAAGGAAGCUGAGGUCGUGGAAAAGCAAGUGAUCGAAAAGAAGGAUGAUUAUUUACGCUACGUCGUUUUGACAUCUACAAAGACUGCUCAACUGCCUUAUGCCGACGCAUUUGUGCCCUAUGUCAAAUACUGUAUCACUUGGGUGACCCACGAUCAUUGUAAACUCGCUUGCCACACUGGCGUCAAAUUCUUAAAGAACAUUCUAGUCAAGGGCAUGGUCAGUAAGGCUGCCUCAAAGGGCAUGGCUGAAAACCUGAGCGUGUUUAUGCCGAUUGUCAAGCAAGAGGCUAGCAAGCAUACGCAUAGAAAGAGAAGCGGUAGUAAGGAAAAGGCGGAUCAAGUGUCACUGAAGCGUAUGGGCACCAUCAAACGACUCACUGCCAAGGACGCAUCCGAGUUGACAGAAAAGGUCAACAAGGAAGAGCCCUCUGCUGGUGGAUGGUACGGUGAACUGAAGAAAUGGGUGACCAUGAUUCAAGAUUUGGCUGAAGUUGUGCCAUUUGCUGUCAAGGUGGGCAUUGCCGUUGUCAUCUUGCUAUGGUUUAUGUUUAGUUGGCUUCGUGCUGGUUCACGGCAGCAGUCGGUAGUGCCCAAGUCAUCAUCGGAACAAAGCCCACAAGUUGUAUCUCGCGCCGUGUAUCUGCGCGACAUCAAUGAAGGAUUGUUGAAUGUUGAAUAUGAGCCUGCUUACGGGCAUUCAGAAAGCUUCCGAUCAUUCCUUGAAUCUAAAUCAGGCAACCGUACAUUAGGGGCACAUCCUCACCGCUGGUACAGCUCUCAUCACCAUCAAUUUGCUAUCGAGCUUUUAUUCAGCAGAGAGCGCUUGGCCAUGCUUCGUCAUGAUACCUUAGUUUUGUUCCAACUUGUCAAUGAAGUGGAUGCCCAGCUAUUGGAAAACGAAUAUACAAACUGGCUGAUGGAUACAAGACUUCAGUGCCGUGCACCAGAUGCUGAUUACGAUGGGCUUCAUUGCGAUGAUGUGAAACGUCAAUUGAGAUCAUUUCCCAUAGGCACUUAUCAGAAAAAGUCUAAAUAA
Mucor velutinosus is the source of this 4377-nucleotide messenger RNA. RefSeq lists its product as uncharacterized. Gene Ontology annotation, molecular function: sterol transfer activity; protein binding; sterol binding. Lineage: Eukaryota; Fungi; Mucoromycota; Mucoromycetes; Mucorales; Mucoraceae. The transcript is spliced from 11 exons. The coding region runs from base 1 to 4377 and encodes 1458 amino acids. Gene Ontology annotation, cellular component: mitochondrion; cytoplasm; plasma membrane. Gene Ontology annotation, biological process: intracellular sterol transport. The record is from RefSeq and is a predicted model, not a curated record.